Messenger RNA from Porites evermanni, 27920 nucleotides. The record is from the annotation of a GenBank genome assembly. NCBI's taxonomy places the organism in Eukaryota, Metazoa, Cnidaria, Anthozoa, Scleractinia, Poritidae.
AUGGCGAAGAAACGAUCAUCUGCCUCAUCUAAGGGUAAACCCAGCAAAAGUUUUAAGCAGAAAAAGGGCAUCAAAGGAGGUAAAUCAAAUGCGCAGAAUUUCAAGAGAAAGAAAGCAAAGAGCAAGAAGAGUGAAGAAUUUGAUGAGGUUGGUUUAUUGAUUACUGAUUGGAACACAAGCCGUGUAAGGAAAUUUAACAUGUCGCAAGAUCGAAGACAGAGAAAGCUUUCCUCUGUCUUUUAUAAUGUCCCUUAGAGUUCUUAAGAAAGCUUAUAUACAAAUAGCCUGAUCUGUGGAAUUUUAAAUCCAUUUAUACAUACAUACAUACAUACAUACAUAGUUUAUUUGGUAACGCAGGUUACAGAAUACGCAAGACUGAAGUCCUGAUGGGGACCUGCCUAUCUACUUGUUAAAAACUAAAGUAUAUACAUGUGAAUAAAUAGAAAAUCAACAGAGUUUAAAUAAUAAAUAAUAAUAACAAUACAAAUAUAAAUAAGAUUAAUAAAGAAAUUCCUCAUUCCUGUUUCUUAUCAUGGAAGAUUCCUUAUUAUAGCUGAUAGAAUUAAUUAAGUCCUUGCUAGAUCUAAGUCUUUUUUUAAAACAUUCUAAGCUAGAAGACUUUUUGAUCGAGUCAGGAAGUGAGUUCCAAGCAAUGGCAGCUCUAUGCUUGAAAGUCAGCCUGCCAAUUUCUGAUUUAGGACUUGGAAAUUCAAUAUUCAUUGAUUUCCUCAGGCAGUGAGAUGAUUGUUUUAACAUUACUAGAUCAUUUAAAACAUUGGUAUUGCGUCUAUAGUAGGAUUUAUACACUUCUACUAACAGUCUCUUAGUAUAGUAAAAUGAUAAAUUGUUCCAGCCUUUCAAUUUAUUUAAUUGAUCAGCAUUCGAAUUCCUUGAAAGUUUAAAAAUAAGUUUAGAAGCUCGUAUAUGAGCACGCUCAAGAUCAUCCAUUAGUGCAGGUGAGCAGGAACCCCAUACUAGUAUUCUGUAUAAGACACUUGGAAGUACAGUCCUAAAAUAAAUGGUCUGUAGAAUGGAUGAUGGCAAUAUGACGAUCAAAGGAGCCAGGAGGGCCUAGAGUGUAGCAAGUUUUCCUUACUUUUCUUUUAACAUGAAAUCAGGAAUAUCAAAGUAACGAUCAAUAAUUAUUUAGUAUGAUUUAUCCGUAGCCGUUUUGAUUUAGGGUGCUGGUAGGAAACCUGAAUCCUUGUGCAAAACGACUUGCCUGAUUCCCCGAGAUGGGUCGGGUCACCCAUGCUUACCAGAAUGAAUUCCAUCAGAUGGGAGGCAAGGAGGAUGGGGGGAGGGGGGGGGGGGCAGUAUGUAGCCUUGAGCAACCUGAACCAUCUGGAAACAGGCUAAGUAACCUGACUAUGCCAAUAUGCUUUAUGGAAGUCCAAAUCUCAAUCCUCUGACCACACACAUUAAGAGCCAAAUGGUAAGACCUAUUGCCACUUCAAAUAAUCUUUUUUUAACAUGCCUGAUACCAUUUGGAAUAAUAUACAGUGUUCUUUGGUGAAGAACAUUGGUGAAAUUGUUUAUCAUAAUCCCUCACAAGCCCAUGUGAAUGAGAGCAGAUGAUUAUGUUACUGUUUCUACUUUUUACAGUGUAAAUGGGAAAAAUCUCUACAUGAUUGUAAUCAUCUGAAAUCUUCUUUUUCCUUAAUACUAUUUAUAAACUGUACAGUCAAGACAACUGUCUCUUAACAGACACAUGAGUGCAAAGAAUUUUGCCCUGACAUUACUCAGUCAAUUUCUUUUAUUCCCCUUAAAGGAAGAUACCUAUGUUAAACAGGUGCUUUAAGCUGUUGGCAUACUAUAAAGGGCUUACUGUAAUUUUACAUGGUACUUUUCUGAUCAAAAGUUGACUUUGUUCCGACAACAUUAGGUAGAAACUGGUGGACUAUAUAACCAUGAAGAAGAUGAAAGUUUUAGGCAGGACGAUGAUGCCGAUGAGGAUGCAGGGCUUGAUACAAGGGGACUUGUUUCUGAACACAACAAGAAAAAGAAGAAGUCAGGAGGCUUUCAGUCUAUGGGUAAAGUAAACUUGUGUUUUUUUAUUAGAAGUUGUGACAUCUUCAUGUACAUGUACAUGUACUGCCUCAACGAUUUCAAUAUGGCUACUGGUCAAAUUUGAUUUCAAGUUAAUAUUCUUUGAAUUUAUUACUCACAACAUUUGGCUUUUGCUCAAUGAGAGUUUGCUAUUUUGUCUGAGAUGAGCUAGAAAAUAUGAUAGAAUUAAAUAUUAUGUAACUGUUUACUUUCCAGGAUUGAGUUUUCCAGUGUUCAAAGGAAUUAUGAAGAAAGGUUACAGACUUCCUACACCAAUACAAAGAAAGGUUUCACAUAGAUUUAUUGAGAUUUAUUGAGAUUUAUCGAGAUUGACAAUGGAUCAUUGUUUCUGUUUUGCAUAAAAGCACUGGGUAAGUUUCCCAGCACCCAAGUAUACAGUGUAGAGCUGUGUAACAAGACACUUGCUUAAAUAUAAUGCAUGAAAAUACGUAUUUGUUUUCUUUUUACAUAGACAAUACCUGUCAUUAUGGAUGGUAAAGAUGUGGUUGCUAUGGCCCGCACAGGUAUAGUAUGAUAUAUUACUAUUUUUAUGGUAAUCUAUUGAGGAGUGCCACAGUCAUGACAAUUCUCACGAUGUCAGUCUGAAGCUUUCUCUGUGUGGACAUUCAGAGGGAGUUUGCUCCUGAUCUGUUAACAACACAGUAUGCAGAAGACUACUUUCCUGCUAGCAGCUAAUUUCCCUUUUUAGAUUUAAAAAUAGUAAUAAAUACACACCCCAAUGUAUGUAUGUAAGCUUUGAUUCAUGAUUUUUUCAGCUGCUAACGAUUGUCUUUUUGCCUUGUUAAUGUCUGUUAGGUUCUGGUAAAACUGCUGCUUUUUUGAUACCAAUGUUUGAAAGGCUCAAAGCACAUUCAGCAAAGGUAGAGAAAUCUGCACCAUGAACAAUCUUCUGUUGAUGUUGAUAUUAUCACAAGAUCCUGUUAUCAUAGUAAAGCUUCUAAUUUUGUACAUCUGUUAUAGACUCUACGAUUUUUGAGAUUAGAUCAAAAUUUUCUGCAGCCGAAGCUUUCUAUGUACAAUAUGGAUGCAGGUCACAGAACCCCAGGAAAUCUGAAAAACUCAAGGUCUUUUUUUAUUUUGUUAUGAUAAAGUAGAUACAUGUAUCUUCAGUGUUGCUUCUACAGCUGUAGGUUCAGUCUGCAAGGUAUUCCAUGUAUUGUUUAAACCUCUUGAAUUUUAUUCUCACAGCGCAAUUGGCACUACAAUCUGAUUGUGGCAUGGUUUUAAAAUUUCUGAGGAGUGUCAGAAUAUCAUGGAGGUUUGUUUUGAAAAAGGAGUAUGAAACCCUGUCUCUAUCAGGAAUGUAGCUAAGGAAAAGCUUCAUUCCAUCCAAUUAAGCUUUCUGCUUAAUCCCUGCUCUUUCAUGAAUGUGACUGAUAAAAAUUAAUAAACAUACACUGUAUUACGCCCUAUAUGCAGGUUGGUGCUCGUGGUUUGAUCCUGUCCCCUACUCGUGAGCUAGCACUUCAGACACUGAAAUUUACCAAAGAGGUAAUCACUGAGACACAAUUUGUUAUAUAUUUUUAAAAGUUCUAUUUAGUUAUUUCAGGAUGAUUUAAAUAAGGGCAUCAAAUGAUUGGGCAUGUUGAUCUCACUAAAUGUAUGUCCCAUUCCGUGUGAAUCAAGCCAAGCAACAAUCUUUUGAUAAUAAUUUAAGGCUAUCACUAAGAUUUUCAGGUUGCUAGGUACAUGUUAUGGGGAAUUGAACAUCUUAAAAGUUCAUUUGGUUAUUUUUUCUUUUGUUUCCCAUGAAAAUAGCUGAACACCUUGUUAUUACAGACAGUUUGCUUUGUCCCUGGGGAAAGAAAACUCUUACAUUUCUCUAAAUUCAACUCUCUUAAUACAGACACUUUCUGUGGCCCCCUCAUUGUCUAUUAACCUUUCAAGUCCCAAUAGUGACCAAGAUCAAUUUUCUCCUGACAAUAUCCAUACACUGUCAAGAGAUAUGUUAUGAGAAUAAAUAAAAUGAUCACCCAAGAGAAAAUGCCUCAAGUGAUCUUUUAUCAAAUUCUCUCAACUAAUUUGUUAAAGAAAUGUAUGGAGAUCAGUUUGGAGAAUUUGUAUGUUGAUACUGGGGCUUGAAGGAUUAACGGGGUUUGACUGUGUUCAUUAAUCAAUCUACUGGCAGCUCCUGCUACUGGUAAUUUCCAUAAGAUAAUUUUAUUAUAUUAUUCCCAAAUUUACAGCUUGGCAAGUUCACUGGAUUGAAGGCAGCUGUAGUGUUGGGUGGAGACAGGUAUGAUUUUAGGUUUUGAUACAAGCAGGUGGAACGACAGUUUUUUAAGCCCUUAAUGAAAGGUAUUUGGGUUCAAUUAAUUUUCUCCUUAGAGAUGGUUCAAGAACUGGUGUUUGAAAAUAUUCAUUUUCAGCUACACUUUGUAGCUCAAAGGGUAAAUGGGGUAGGUAAAUAAGAAAAUAUUUAGAAGCCUGUUCUGUGUUCUGCUCUGUUCUUACUCUAAUGUGCACAUAAAAUUCAUCAGAAAAAAAGAAACAAAAGAAAAACAUUGGUGGAUAGGCUUCUUAUCAUCUGCAUGACCCAUAGGCUUGUUCACAAGUUAAAUGUGAGCGGAGAAGUGGAACGAAAACAUGAAGACUGAGGCUGAGAUGUGAGAAAGAAUUCAAAAAUUGAAACAAUAAUGGCCACCUCUCAUUGUUUCCCAAUAGUGGUGGCUUUUUGCAGGAGAGACUCGCAGAAUGUUGUUAGCUGUGGGAAGCAAUGGGAGGCAAUUGUAUUUGUACAAUGUAGGUUAAACUCUACGUAAUAGGAUUGAUUCUAAAUUUAGUACCUUUCACAAAUCACCCUUUCGUGAUUGUUGUUUUCAGGAUGGAGGACCAGUUCGCAGCUUUACAUGGAAAUCCUGACAUGUGAGUCCCUUAGAACAGAAACCAUAAUAAUAGGCUAUCAAGGUGGAAGACAGUCACUUGAGUUUCACAUCUCUGAGCGAUCAACAGAGCCCUGUGUCAUUGGAAGUACAAGAGAUGAAAUUUAAAGAGGAUGGUCAGAGGGGACAUCUUACAUAGCCUGUGAACAGGCUCUCUGUUCUUUUUGGGGAAAAAAAAAGACCAAAGGCCUGUUCACAAGCUACAUCUUAAUACAUACAGCUGUAGCUCUGAUUGGCUGUGUAAAAAGUAUUAUUUUUCAUGAAAUCAUUAUUUUAGAAUUUAAUCCAGGUUUCUUGUUAAAAAAGAUAAAAUUAAUUUAAUGGCAAUUCAGAUUUAGAGGUUCGCUGACCAAUACAAAGUGAUUUGAAUGUCAAAAUUAUUGGAUUCCAUAUUGACCCUGUCCCUUUAAAAAUCAGUAUUCCGGUAUAUUUACUUAUUGAUUGUUUUAUUGGUAGUAUUGUGGCCACUCCAGGGCGGUUUCUGCACGUUAUGAUGGAAAUGGACUUAAAACUAACAUCAGUGGAAUAUGUGGUGUUUGAUGAAGCCGACAGGUAUGAAUUCAGUAAAAAGAAUCAUUGAUCGGCCCAGUGUUUAGAAAUUUCCUUUGAAAAUUAAAUGUUGUGUGGAAAAAUAUAACAUUGUAUUUGCAUCUGACCAGUGGCUGUUGUCGAGGACCAAACGGUUUUUAUAUAUUUCAAUAAUCAAAAUUGUUUUUUGUUACUCUUAGACUCUUUGAGAUGGGAUUUGCUCAACAACUUCAUGAGAUCAUUCAUCGUCUUCCAGAUUCUAGGUAAGGUAACGAAUGAUAGAGAAAUGGCUUCUAUGUGAUUUUAUUUAUUCAUGAGAAUUCAGGCGAGAUCAGGAAGAUCUUACUUUGUUGUCAGUGCCUUUUCAAGACUGUGUUAUGGAAAAGAUAAAAUUCUGUUCUAAUGCGGGCUGUUGCAUAGAGGAAAAAAUUGUUUAUAAUUCAAUGAUUGUUCGUUUAUUCCCAGGCAAACUCUUCUGUUUUCUGCAACCCUUCCAAAGUUGUUAGUGGAGUUUACCAAAGCAGGUAUUUACGUUAUGUGCAUGUAAACUUCUUUACUUUUUUAAUGAUCUUAAUUUUUGCGCGGAUGCCAUAUUAAACUUGGAAGAAACGGUUUAUGGUCAUCUCUCUCAAAGACGGUCAAGAUAUCGCGACACCAGUUAUUUAGUUAAAGCUGAACCUAUACGUAAUGAGUACACGUCUGUUUAACUUGCACAAAACAGCUAAAACUGGAACAGUGUAACAGAAAAGUGGAAUUGUCUUCUUCAUUGUGAAGUCAGACGCUCAUUACAAGCCAACGUUCAUGGCUUCGUAGUCUAAAAGGGUAACACUCACUCUGCGAACUGGAACAAGACAAAAAAAUAUCAAACAUUAAAUUGCAGUUUACUACAGACCCCUACAUUUCCGUUUCGAGGUAUUUUUCACCACAUUAAGUACUUCCCAAUUGUCCAGUGACAGUUCCAAAAGUGUCCGUUGUCCGUCUGAGAGAGGUGUCCGUCUUAUAGAAAGUUUAGUUACAGUAAAAUCAUUGAAAAACGACAGGGACCAACACUAGGUGUCAGUCCUAGAGAGAUGCCCGUCUUAUAGAGGUGUCCGUUAAGGAAGAAUUGACUGUAAUUAUUUUUGCUCAGCAGUAACAUAUGUACUGUUCUUUUUCAUCAUUAGGUCUUACUGAUCCUGUUCUUAUACGAUUGGAUGUAGACUCAAAGCUAUCCGAACAGCUUAAGGUAUGAACAUCGGUAAUAAACUCUGAAAAUCGUUACAAUUUUUCGAAAUACCCUCGGGCCCUCUUCGGAAAUCUUCGAAACUUCGGACGUAUACUUUAAAGUCUUCCAAAUACUUCUGCUCAUAGAAGGGGUUGUGUUUGCUCUUCUCUAUCGUGCUACUGUCGCCCAUUAAGAAUCGAUAUUAAAUCUUCUUUUUCUCAAUCUUACAUUUUUUCUCUCUCUCUUUCAAAGUUGGCGUUCUUUUCAUUGAGAUCAGAUGAUAAACCUGGUAAGAAACUGUACUAUUCAUCCUAAAUUUAUAGUUCUCUUUAGAACAGGAAAUUUGCUUCAAUGUGUUUAAAGCGAACUGAUUGUCUCGAAGCUACAAAAUAAGCAAAACGAUUUCAAUAAAGGUUAGUUUCCGUCGUUAUUACUGAAAACAAAGUAUACUUCAACGAAAUAAAUCUUUGUUACCGGGUAACGCAUGAACCCGAUCUUUAUUUUUUGAAAGGUUAUUCUAAGUCUAUUAAGCCUGCAUGACUUUCUUUUAGCUGUUUUGCUGCAUAUUCUUCAAAACCUGAUCAAACAGUCGGAACAGACGCUCAUAUUCACAGCUACAAAGCAUCAUGUAGAAUACUUGAAGGAGGUAUUGUAUAAAGUUGGUUAGUUUUGGUUUUGUUGUAAUAGUUCAUGUCGCUGUCGUUUUCUGGGCAAAAAUCAUUUUAUCCUGUUUUAUUUUACCGUGUAUCGUAAUAUCGCCUCGGAUAUGGCACAAGAACUUGGUUUAAUCCUAAAGUACUGUUAAAAAUAAAUGAAAAAAAAUAAGUGAAAUUACCUUGUGUACAUUUUAGUGGUAGCAAUUCCACUUUUGGGCGGGCUGGCACCAAGAUUUCGAAGUGCCGGGCACAUGCAUUCGGCAGGUGCGGGGAGUUAAACAGCUAAGAAGUUUUUUUUUGGUUCCAUUGAUCUAGAUCGAUGAAUCGUUAGAUCGCUAGAUCGAUGGAUCGUUAGAUCGUUAGAUCGAUGGAUCGUUAGAUCGCUAGAUCGAUGGAUCGUUAGAUCGCUAGAUCGAUGGAUCGUUAGAUCGCUAGAUCGAUGGAUCGUUAGAUCGUUAGAUCGAUGGAUCGUUAGAUCGCUAGAUCGAUGGAUCGCUAGAUCGAUGGAUCGUUAGAUCGUUAGAUCGAUGGAUCGUUAGAUCGCUAGAUCGAUGGAUCGUUAGAUCGCUAGAUCGAUGGAUCGUUAGAUCGCUAGAUCGAUGGAUCGUUAGAUCGUUAGAUCGAUGGAUCGUUAGAUCGCUAGAUCGAUGGAUCGUUGGAUCGUUAGAUCGAUGGAUCGUUAGAUCGCUAGAUCGAUGGAUCGUUAGAUCGUUAGAUCGUUAGAUCGUUAGAUCGUUAGAUCCCUAGAUCGAUGCAUCGUUAGAUCGCUAGAUCGAUGGAUCGUUAGAUCGCUAGAUCGAUGGAUCGUUAGAUCGAUGGAUCGUUAGAUCAUUAGAUCGCAAGAUCGCUAGAUCGAUGGAUCGUUAUAGAUCGUUAGAUCGCUAGAUCGUUAGAUCGCUAGAUCGUUAGAUCGCAAGAUCGAUGGAUCCCUAGAUCGUUCGAUCGCUAAAUCGAUGGAUCGUUAGAUCAUUAGAUCGCAAGAUCGUUAGAUCACUAGAUCGCUAGAUCGCUAGAUCGAUGGAUCGUUAUAGAUCGUUAGAUCGCUAGAUCGUUAGAUCGCUAGAUCGUUAGAUCGUUAGAUCGCUAGAUCGUUAGAUCGCAAGAUCGAUGGAUCCCUAGAUUGUUAGAUCGCUAAAUCGAUGGAUCGUUAGAUCAUUAGAUCGCAAGAUCGUUAGAUCACUAGAUCGCUAGAUCGAUGGAUCGUUAGAUCGUUAGAUCGUUAGAUCGUUAGAUCGUUAGAUCGUUAGAUCGUUAGAUCCCUAGAUCGAUGCAUCGUUAGAUCGUUAGAUCGCUAGAUCGAUGGAUCGUUAGAUCGCUAGAUCGAUGGAUCGUUAGAUCGAUGGAUCGUUAGAUCGAUGGAUCGUUAGAUCAUUAGAUCGCAAGAUCGAUGGAUCGUUAUAGAUCGUUAGAUCGCUAGAUCGUUAGAUCGCUAGAUCGUUAGAUCGUUAGAUCGCAUGAUCGAUGGAUCCCUAGAUCGUUAGAUCGCUAAAUCGAUGGAUCGUUAGAUCAUUAGAUCGCAAGAUCGUUAGAUCACUAGAUCGUUAGAUCGUUAGAUCGCUAGAUCGAUGGAUCGUUAGAUUGAUGGAUCGUUAGAUAAUUAGGUCGCAAGCUCGUUAGAUCGCUAGAUCAAUGGAUUGUUAUAGAUCGUUAGAUCGCUAGAUCGAUAGAUCGUUAGAUCGUUAGAUCGUUAGAUCGUUAGAUCGCUAGAUCGUUAGAUCGCUAGGUCGAUGGAUCGUUAGAUCGUUAGAUCGCUAGAUCGUUAGAUCGCUAGAUCGUUAGAUCGCUAGAUCGUUAGAACGCUAGAUCGAUGGAUCGUUAGAUCGCUAGAUCGCUUGAUGGAUGAAUCGUUAGAUCGUUAGAUCGCUUGAUCGAUGGAUCGUUAGAUCGCUAGAUCGUUAGACCGAUGGAUCGUUAGAUCGUUAGAUUGUUACAUCGUUAGAUCGCUAGAUCGUUAUAUCGCUAGAUCGAUGGAUCGUUAGAUCGUUAGAUCGCUAGAUCCAUGGAUCGUUAGAUCGCUAGAUGGUUAGAUCGUUAGAUCCCUAGAUCGUUAGAUCGCUAGAUGGUUAGAUCGCUAGAUCGAUGGAUUGAUAGAUCGUUAGAUCGCUUGAUCGUUACAUCCCUAGAUCGAUGGAUCGUUAGAUCGCUAGAUCGAUGGAUCCUUAGAUCGUUAGAUCGCUAAAUCGUUAGAUCGCUAGAUCGAUGGAUCGUUAGAUCGCUAGAUCGAUGGAUCGUUAGAUCGUUAGAUCGCUAGAUCGGUGGAUGUUUAGAUCGUGAGAUCGCUAGAUCGUUAGAGCGCUAGAUCGAUGGAUCGUUAGAUCGUUAGAUGGCUAGUUCGUUAGAUCGCUAGAUCGCUAGAUCGAUGGAUAGCUAGAUCGUUGGAUCGUUAGAUCGCUAGAUCGUUAGAUCGCUAGAUCGCUUGGUCGUUAGAUCGCUAGAUCCUUAGAUUGCUAGAUGGAUGGAUCGUUAUAUCGCUAGAUCGAUUGAUCGUUAGAUCGUUAGAUCGCUAGAUCGAUAGAUCGCUAGAUCGUUAGAUCGCUAGAUCGUUAGAUCGCUAGAUCGCUAGAUCGCUAGAUCGAUGGAUCGUUAGAUCAUUAGAUCGUUAGAUCGAUGGAUCGCUAGAUCGCUAGAUCGCUAGAUCGUUAGAUCGCUAGAUCGAAGGAUCUUUAGAUCGUGAGAUCGCUAGAUCGUUAGAGCGCUAGAUCGAUGGAUCGUUAGAUCGUUAGAUGGCUAGUUCGUUAGAUCGCUAGAUCGCUAGAUCGAUGGAUCGUUAGAUCGUUGGAUCGUUAGAUCGCUAGAUCGUUAGAUCGCUAGAUCGCUUGGUCGUUAGAUCGCUAGAUCCUUAGAUUGCUAGAUGGAUGGAUCGUUAUAUCGCUAGAUCGAUUGAUCGUUAGAUCGUUAGAUCGCUAGAUCGAUAGAUCGCUAGAUCGUUAGAUCGCUAGAUCGUUAGAUCGCUAGAUCGCUAGAUCGCUAGAUCGAUGGAUCGUUAGAUCAUUAGAUCGUUAGAUCGAUGGAUCGCUAGAUCGCUAGAUCGCUAGAUCGUUAGAUCGCUAGAUCGAAGGAUCUUUAGAUCGUGAGAUCGCUAGAUCGUUAGAGCGCUAGAUCGAUGGAUCGUUAGAUCGUUAGAUGGCUAGUUCGUUAGAUCGCUAGAUCGCUAGAUCGAUGGAUCGUUAGAUCGUUGGAUCGUUAGAUCGCUAGAUCGUUAGAUCGCUAGAUCGCUAGGUCGUUAGAUCGCUAGAUCCUUAGAUUGCUAGAUCGAUGGAUCGAUUGAUCGUUAGAUCGUUGGAUCGUUAUAUCGCUAGAUCGAUUGAUCGUUAGAUCGCUAGAUCGAUAGAUCGCUAGAUCGUUAGAUCGUUUGAUCGCUAGAUCGUUAUAUCGCUAGAUCGUUAUAUCGCUAGAUCGAUGGAUCGUUAGAUCGUUAGAUCGAUAGAUCGAUGGAUCGUUAGAUCGUUAGAUCGCUAGAUCGUUAGAUCGCUAGAUCGAUGGAUCGUUAGAUCGUUAGAUCGCUAGAUCGUUAGAUCGAUGGCUCGUUAGAUCCUUACAUCCCUAGAUCGUUAGAUCGCUAGAUCGAUAGAUCGUUCGAUCGUUAGAUCGCUAGAUCGCUAGAUCGAUGGAUCGUUAGAUCGUUGGAUCGUUAGAUCGCUAGAUCGUUAGAUCGCUAGAUCGCUAGGUCGUUAGAUCGCUAGAUCCUUAGAUUGCUAGAUCGAUGGAUCGAUUGAUCGUUAGAUCGUUGGAUCGUUAUAUCGCUAGAUCGAUUGAUCGUUAGAUCGUUAGAUCGCUAGAUCGAUAGAUCGCUAGAUCGUUAGAUCGCUAGAUCGUUAGAUCUUUAGAUCGCUAGAUCGAUGGAUCGUUAGAUCAUUAGAUCGUUAGAUCGAUGGAUCGCUAGAUCGCUAGAUCGCUAGAUCGUUAGAUCGCUAGAUCGAAGGAUCUUUAGAUCGUUAGAUCGUUAGAUCGCUAAAUCGUUAGAUCGCUAGAUCGUUCGGGAUCGUUCGGGGAAAAUCCCCACUCCCCGGCCUCUAGUGACACCUCUUGGCUCCGUCUUCACCUACUUUCCCUUCUUAACUUUUAAACCCUCUAAUUCAUUAGGAACGGCACUGAAAAGCUUUGUUACGUGAAGUGUUUUUGUUUUAGUAUAGGUAUGUUAUGCAUGCACUUGUCUUUCCCCGCCACGACCGUAGCUUUGCAGCUAUUUGCGGGGCAAGCUAUUUAACUGCUAGUAUAUGCAGGAAUGAAAUUGUUGUUGUUGUAAAGCAAUUUAGCUAUGAUUUGUUGAUCCAUUUAAGACUUCGUAAAACAUAUUAUAUAUGCAUGCAAAUUAUUAUUAUUAUUAUUAUUAUUCCACUAUUCCAGUACUAACAGCAUUGUGUGCUUUGCCUCAAAAUGUUUAUAUCAGCUGCUCGACGCUGCUGGAAUAGAAAGCUCGUAUGUUUACAGCACACUCGAUCAAGCAGGUCAGUAUCUGUUCUGGGUAAAAUAUGUUCUUAGGUUAAGGUGGCUCCGUAAUUAAUACAAGAGCAUUUUGCUGUGACAAAUUUUCCGUCAUAACUUUUUGGUUCUUAAUGCGAUGCCUGCGAAACUUUGCAAAGAACAACAGAUACCAUUCGGCAAUACUACGGAAUAUUCCGAUUUCAUUGAUGGUAAAUAUUCCUUGAGAAAUUAGCGCUUAAAAGGACCCUAAUGUUCAAAGAAAAUCGCGCCUAGUAAAAAAUUUUGCUGAUAUUUUUUACUGAAAUUUCUGGUAUCGGCUUUAAUUGAUAUAAUAAAUUUGCCAGAGGAAUUUCAGAAAAAUCGUUGGAGCAGAAGUCCGUAACUAAAAGUCGCUCAAAAUUCAGCUGCGAAAUUGAGCUAAAUUGUUUUUGGAAUUUCAAAAAUAAAUUACUAUCAGGUAGAAGGAGCCACCAGUUUGAAUUUUCGGGACAAGUAAAUUCAAUGUUUGCUUAUUCUGCAAACAAAAGCCGAUUGCCUAUCGUGCUAUUCUUUAAAAGGUACUUUUCAGUUUUAGAAGCACUAUAAAUUGCUCCAAACCUUGCUCUGAAGUAGAAUGACUUGUUCUUCGACAUUUUUAAAAUAUCCCUUUGCAGUUUUGGCUCAAACUCCUGCUGCAUACAUUUUGAUGUAUUGCAAUGCAUUUUCAACGACUUUUACUGCUGUUCGUUGCUUCCAACUCAGGAAAAAAGUAUUGAGAUUGGACGCUACCUCGUAUCAGAGCUCAGAUAGAACUGUCCUGCACCUUUGUUUAUGACUACAAAAUGAGCACGAGCGGCAGUUCUGCGAGGAAUUCGCACCUCACCCAGGGGGGACGAACGACAAUGAUGACCAUGCCUGUGAACCGAAUAACAUCACAGUGCAAAAUAAAAUUAUCGCAAAAAUACUGCCCGUGAAUAAAUUUACAACUCUGAAAUUUUUGUCACUUCUUCCUUCAAUGAAUGGGUAUUUUUUUUCUUGAUUAUUAUGUUUUGCUCUGCAAUACAUGUUUAUACAGAUCGGUUCACAGACAUGGGCAUCAUUGUCAUUCGUCCCCCCUGGCUGAGGUGCGAAUUCCUCGCAGAGCUGCCGCUCGUGCUCAUUUUCUCGUCAUAAACAAAGGUGCUGGACAGUUCUAUCUGAGCUUCGAUACAAGGUAGCUUACAAUCCCAAUACCUUUUUCCUGAAUUGGAAACAACGUACAGCAGGAAAAGCCGUUGAGGAUGCAUUGCAAUACAUCAACAUGUAUGUAGCAGGAGUUUGAAGCAAAACUGCCAAGGGAUAUUUUAAAAAUGUCGAGGAACAAGUCAUUCGACGUCAGAGCAAGGUUUGGAGUAAUUUAUAGUGCUUCUAAAACUGAAAAGUACCUUUUAAAGAAUAGCACGAUAGGCAAUCGGCUUUUGUUUUCAGAAUUAGCAAACAUUGAAUUUACUUGUCCCGAAAAUUCAAACUGGUGUCUCCUUCUUCCAGAUAGUAAUUUAUUUUUGAAAUUCCAAAACAAUUUCACAGCUGAAUUUUGAGCGACUUUUAGUUACGGACUUCUGCUCCAACGAUUUUUCUGAAAUUCCUCUGGCAUAUUUAUUAUAUCAAUUAAAGCCGAUACCAGAAAUUUCAGUAAAAAAUAUCAGCAAAAUUUUUUACUAGACGCGAUUUUCUUUGAACAUUAGGGUCCUUUUAAGCGCUAAUUUCUCAAGAAAUAUUUACAAUCAAUGAAAUCGGAAUAUUCCGUAUUAUUGCCGAAUGGUAUCUGUUGUUCUUUGCAAAGUUUCGCAGCCAUCGCGUUAAAAUCGAAAAAGUUAUGACGGAAAAUUUGUCACAGCUAAAUGCUCUUGUAUUAAUUACGGAGCCACCUUAAAUCAGUCUAACCUAGGUAAUUUCCUUUAUACACGAGUGCUAAUUACUGAUCGAAGACCAAACAAAUUCUGGUUUAAACGAACGUAUUUAACUAGAAACAUGUCCAGUUGGUGUUUUGUAAGGCUUUGUCUUAAUUAGCCCGGCCUGCGAGUAAGCUCGCCGUUAUUGGGCAAGCGAAGCGAGCCGAGAGGGUACGCGCGAAGCGAGCCGUGGAGGUACGCGCUAGCGUUUCCUGUUUUGCUCGCUCGUUCCUCCAACUGGAGAGCGUGCUCUCAGGCGACGUCUUGAGUGGUUAGUGACUCGACUUCAGCCUGGCUGUUUUUCAAUAGUUGGAGAGAAGCGGAUCAGUAUAGAAUGCUUAUACCUGGGGGAUUUGCGGUGGAGUGCAUUGAACUUGAAUCCUCGUAGAUGAGAAAAUUAACUGUUUCUAGUUAUCACGGGUAGAUGAUGAUAGCGUCCAUUCAGGAAGUGCUCGAAGUGAACUAAAGCGACCGUAAAACGGGCUACAAAAACGUGCAUCUCGUUUCGAAACAUUGCUACAAAACGAGUUGAAAAGCGACGUUACGCGUUGUACAGCCCACGUUUAAACCUUUUUCGUACCAAAUCAGGUAGCUGCAAGAGUCAAAUAACUUGCGAAUGACACUUUAACAAAUGCUUGUUUACUUUUACAGCAAGGAAGAUUAACAUUGGCAAGUUUCAACAUAAGAAAACAAACGUUAUGGUGGUUACAGACGUGGCUGUAAGUAAAAGAGUAUUGUUUCGUAGGUAAAACGUCGAAGAAAUGCUCCAGAUUGUCUUAAAAAGUAAUGUGCAUUAUAGAGAGUUUUUACGUCCCGCAAAAUGAAACAGUUUCCCUUGAUUUCAAAUACAUGUAGUGCUUUAAAAUUACAUAUUUCCACGAUGAAUUGUUAGAGCCAAAGGACGGUUGUUCACUCGCAUAAUUUCACAGAAUUUGUUAAACAUUCUUUAAAUAAAAGCGAGAAGAUUCAUUGGUAGUGAACUGAAGUUAACUUAGUUUAGGAGGAUGCUUAUUUAGUAAAAAAAGCUCAUUACCGGAUUGAGGUUUAAUUUUGUCUUUGGUUUUGUCUUUUUUUAAUAAUUUCCUUUUAUAUUGUGUGCAUGGUAAGGUAUGACAUUGGUUUACAACAAAAGAAAAAAGAUUGAACCGAGGAUAAAAUUUAACCACGUUAUAUCCGACACUGUUUUUUCUGAGCCUCCAACGGGUAGAAUUCACUACUCGCUUUUACCAUACUGCCGCUUUCAUUGCAAAACGCUGACGAGCAUUCGCAUGUAUUUGUCACCAGGCCCGUGGAAUUGAUAUCCCAAUGUUGGACAACGUGAUAAACUACAACUUUCCCGCCAAACCCAAACUUUUUAUCCACCGGGUUGGUAGGUAUAGUCUUUGAUUUCUUAAAUUCCUUUAUUCUGUUCUUUGAAACGAACUGGCACUUGAAAGACAACUUUCGUUGCUUGCUUAUUCUUGGUUGUAGUACAACGUAUUGUUUUAUCUCUUAGUGCUCGGCCGAAACAGCCAAAAUAAAGCUAGUGGAGUCGAAGUAAGCUCUAAAACAAAAAAUGGGGUUGUUCUAAGGGAAUAGAAGACUGCUGAAAUGUGAAAACUUUGAUUACCGGUUUUAAUUUUUUAUUAUUAUUGUUGUUGAAGUCUUUUUAAAGUUACCUUACACAGUAAAAGGCCAAUAGUAGACAAUCCGACGCUAGAGUUUAAAAAAGAACGCUUCAGUUAUCGAGUUUGCCCCCUCCCUUGUCCUGUUCACAACAUUAAUGAUGACAAAACUGUUUUUAUUUGUUCAAGGUCGAGUAGCAAGAGCUGGACGGAGUGGAACAGCAUAUUCUCUUGUUGGUAGCGAUGAGGUAAAUUUCUUACGAUUCUUCUUAGAUUUACAAUAAUCACCAGUUUUUGCUUUUUGAUCUUUGACGAUUCUACCCUAGGUGGAAAAGACUUUUCAUGCGCGGUUUCCGGUUUCGGUGAAGUGUUUAUAGUGACUCUCGCGAAAAUUCUGUACCCGUCGUCAUUAUCGUGCACGAUGUCAACAUAGUCCCAAAACAAACUACGAUGUCCAAAAUAGGGAGCUCUGGCUUUGACGACAGCGAUGGAAGCAAAAAAUUUGUGGAAUACAGCAACCUUAAUUUACAGAAUUUAUAGUACUAAGGCAGCGUUCACACGUAAGGCCCGGCCACGAUGCUCGUGCAUAGUACUCACUAUAGGAACUAAUGUGUACACACUUUUUUCACGUACAGUACCCAACCUAGAAUUCAGGCACACUGUCGGUACUCGGGCACAAAAGUGGACAAUGGGUGCCUGUUUGUAAUCAUUUUUGUUAGUUCUGGGGCAGUCCACUGCUUUGUAUUCGCUGCUAAACUCGUGUUUCAAAAUGGCGUCUGACAUGGCGAAAUGGAGAAGCUAUGCACACAGUAGUAGGAGUAGCUACACCGGUACCCAGGCACUGGUUCUCGGCCACCAAUCGUGGGCAGCCCGUUAGUUGUUCUGUUGCUCACACAACAGCCUUUCACUUUUCAGCGACUUGAAGAGUCUUUUAGGAAGCCACGUGACACAAGCGUGCGUGAAAUUCAUUGUGGAAGGUAUUCUGCCAAUUUCCUUCCACUCUUCUUUAUCGCCAUCAUAAUAUUCCACAAUCCCAUUCGAGUAGGUUCCACCGAACACGAAGAUCUUUUUCUUUGCUUUGCCAACUGCCGCGUUGGAUCGUGGCACGUUUAGUUCUGCCUGGAGUAGACUCCACAUGUCCGUCACGGGAUCGUAAAGUUCGCAGUUCGAGAGCGGAAGAAAACAGUCCCCCGUUCCACCCACGACGAAGAUUUUGUUCCCCACGACAGCUGCACUGGCAAAGCAUCGCUGUUCGUCCAUCGGUGCGACGGCCUCCCAUUGGUCCCUCUCAGGGUCGUAUUUUUCUACGCUGUUGAGCCCCAGGUUUUGAAGCCCAUCAUGGCCGCCAAUCGCGUAAAUAUAUCCGUUUAAGGUCACAGCGCAAAGCCCUCUUCUGACAGAGACCAUUGUGGCUAAAUCUUCCCAAGAGCUGUCCACUGGUUUGAAACACGACACGCCAUGUUCCUUGAGCACAUAGAUACUACCCUCGAUCGACACAGCCGCCAUUGGUCGAUUACCGACAUCCGACAGUCUUUCCGACCACAGGUUCUUUCGCGGGUCGAAUUUCUCGAUCGUGAUGCGAUCGUCCUCCCAGCCGAUUGCAUAGAUAAAGCCUUCGCAGAUUGUCAAUGCUCGUAUCUCGUUAUAACUCGGUAAUCUAACCAAGUCGAUCCAUGCUUCUGUCGCAGGAACAUAACAGGAAGCACACCCGUUCUUGCUGACUAACACAAUGCUUUCCGUAACACCUCGCGGCUCGUCACGCUCUUCAUUUGCGAAACUAAGCACCUUCGUGACUAAACUGUGACAUUCGUGACUGCGUGACACAAACUCGUCACGGCUGAUGACGUCCAAAAUGAAAUUAAUUGACAUGGCCGAUAAACGAACGAAGCGGAGGAAAAGUUCAUCGAAAUAACUCUCUCUCUUUUCAAAGUCGUGCUUCACCCACGCUUUUAUUCCUUCGAAGACCUCUUCCUCUCCUUUUUGUGUUUUAAUAGCAAGUCUUUCGCCCGAAAAAAGUUUCUUUACUUCCGCAAUAUCUAAAGAAACAAACUCUUCUGUAUGCCAAAUGGCGCUGAGAUUGUUGCAUAUGUAAUCAGUGGCUGCUUCAAAAAGAAGUUCGUGACGGUAUCGAUCGGCUAACGUUUGGGCCGAUAAACAGUUGGAUGGUUUGAGGCUAAUAAUUAAAAACUCUGCACACAGUUCUUUGAGGUUGGGAAUGUCAAAAUAAUCAGCCACUACCAUCAAUUCUUCGGCGUUUGCUUCAGUGAUUCCAACUUCCCCGGUGUAAAGAAAAUUCAAAAGCUCUUCGAUGCUGUCAGGAUCAAAUUCCGGCAGAUUGACUUCCAACUCCUUGCUUGCUUUUUCUUCAGUCAAGUCACUCGUAAAGGAAGCUUUAAAGAACGGGCUACUCGCCGCGAGAACAACUUUGUGAGCUGGAAGACGGCGGUUUCCAACAACGAGAAACACGUCGCAAAAAGCUUGUGACUUUCGAAACGAGUGCAUCGUAUGAAGCACACUUUGUCUCUGGCUGGAUUUCCACGAGCUUUUUUCAGAUUCCAUAGUUGCGUUGAACUACAAAAUCUUACCGCACUUAUCACCCUUUUUCUCGCUACUCUUGAGAUGUAAACGGAAUUUGGCGAAAAUAAGGCAAUGAACAAAACAGGAAAAUCAGUAAAGCGUGUCAGCGGUCAUAACAGUCGAUCACGUAAACAAGAUUGGUUUGUGUUGGUUGGUGUCAAUGCUUUCACGCGGUCUGGACCUAACAUUCCAAACAUUUCGACUGUUUGGAGGCAAAAUUGAAGGUUUUUCGAGAAAAUUUGAAAGAAUCUUUAUUAUUUUUAUUAUUCCUCUUUUUCUCUAACACCUGCUCCAUGUGCUUAAAAUCUAAAAUGUAUGCAAAUCAGCCUAUGCAUUAAGAACUCAGCGUAACGAAAGAUGUCUACGGUGCAGUGUUUAAAUAUUUUUUGUCCUUUUUCCAAGUAAAAAUUGUCCAUAGCAGCUUUCUAAUUUUUCUGCAUUAAAAUUAAAUUUCUUCUUUACUGAUUAUAAAAAUUUACAAUCACCCUGAUAUUUUGUAAUCAUAUCUUUCCUGCCCAUCGAAAUCCCAUUGCGCCAUAAAAUCUAGUCUUUACUGUACAUCAUUGAGGUGUGAGAUAAAAUUGAUAGGCUUUUGCUUGACAUAGCUAUUUUCCACAUUCUCUACACAACCUCAGGGGGGAAUCCAGGAUUUUUUUCAGUUAGGAGGCAGUGCACCACUAACAAAUGGCGUAACUGAGUGGUGACAUAAACAAAUUUUAAAAGCGAAUACGAAGAACAAGGCUUUUGACUAGGCAAUAACAUAAUGUGAACUGCUGAGAAUACGUAUCGUACAUAUCUGCAUAUUUUGCAGGAUACCAGUUGUAUUAGAAAGUUUCAGGUCAUCUCGCCAGGGGGGGGGUGCGCACCCCCCGCACCCUCCCCGCAGAACCGCCCCUGAACCUUAAAAUUGAUUAUUUGAUGUUAUUUUAGCGUAUUUAGGAGAAAGCGGCAGAGAAUUGUCCAAAGCUCGGAAAUGAAGCCUGGCAGAACCCUAAGAGUAAAGAGAGAUCAACAUCAAAUUUGUCUAGCUUUGUGAUAUCAAUGUUUUUUUAAAAACAGAGUGGUAGUGAGAAUUAAAGUUAUGAUCACACAAGAUAAAUUUGUUACAUAUUUUAGCAAGUUCUCCCCAAUGCUUCUAUAGUAAAUAUAUAGGAGCAAAAAAAUUACAAUUUUUAUUUUGGAACAAGGUUUAAAGGGUUAAUCUAUCUUGAAGUCUGGCUAUUUGAAUACUUUGCAACGCUUUAUUUAAAAAGUUUGUUGAGUCACACAGUCUUAUCUUUGACAAAACUUUUUCCUGAUUACUGAGAUGUAUCUUCUAGGUUGAUUUCCUCUUGUAUUAUUAGUAAUUAACCAGGUCGAGAAAAACUCGGCCCAGGUCUAUUUUUUCGUGUAAAUUUCUAUCCUUUAAUCAUUUUCUUGGUCACACAGCAGCCUGUUACUUUUCAGCGACUUGAAGAGUGUGUCAGGAAGCCAUGUGGCACAAGCGAGAUUAAAGUUCUCUGUGGACGGUAUCCUGCCGAUUUUUUCCCAUUCUUCUUUGUCAAAAUCGUAAUAUUCCACAAUCCCGUCAGUGAAAAUUCCCCCGAAUACAAAAAUGGUCUUUUUCGCUUUGCUAACUGCCGCGUUGGAUCGUGACACUUUCAGUUUUCCCGGAAGUAAACUCCACAUGUUCGUUACAGGAUCGUAAAGUUCGCUGGUCCAAAGCGGCAGAAAGUCCCCUUUUCCACCGACCACAACAAUUUUGCCCCCCACAACAGUCGCACUUGCAUAGCAUCGAUGGUGGUUCAUCGAGGCGACGGCCUCCCAUUGGUCCCUCGCAGGGUCGUAUUUUUCUACGCUGUUGAGACCCAGGGGUUCAAGGCCUUCAUGGCCCCCAAUCGCGUAAACGUGUCCGUUUAAAGCCACAGCGCAUAACCCCCUCCUGACCGAGGUCAUCCCAGCUACAUCUUCCCACGAGUGGUCCACAGCAUUGAAGCGGGACACGAUCUGUUCUUGGAGGACAUAAAUACUGUCCCCAAUAGACACGGUCGCCAUUGGACGGUUUCUUCUAUCCCAUAAAAUUUGCGACCAGAGAUUAUUUUCUGGGUCGAAUUUCUCUAUUGUGAAACGAUCAUCCUCCCAGCCAAUCGCGUAGACAAAACCCUUGCAAGUUGUUACUGCUCGAACCUUGUUAUAACUUGGUAAUCUAGCCAAGUCGAUCCAUGCUUCGGUCGCGGGAAUGUAACUCGAUGCACACCCGUUUUCGCUGACUAGCACAAUGCUUUCCGUGACACCAAGUACCGCCGCGAUCAAACUUUGACAGUCGCAACUACGUGUCACAAGCUCGUCAUGAUUGAUCAGAUCCAAAAGAAACUCGUUGGACAUGGCCGACAAACGUACACAUUGGAGCAGUUCAGCGACGUAACUCUCCCUGUAGAUCAUGCUUCACCCAAGUUUUUAAUCCCUCAAAAAGUUUCUUCCUCUCCUUUUUAUGUUUGAUAGCCAGUCUUUCGCCCGAAAAGAGUUUCUUUACUUCCGCAAUGUCCAAGGAUUUAAACUCCUCUUCAUGCCAAAUAGAGUUUAGGUUGCUGCUUAUGAAAUCAGUAACUGCUUCGAAAAGAGGUUCGUGAUGGUAGCGGUCGGCUAACAUUUGGGUUGACAAACAGUUCGCUGGUUUAAGUCGUUUUAGUAAAAACUGUGCACAAAGUUCUUUGAGGUUGGCGAUGUCGUAGAAAUCGGCUAAGGCCAGCAUUUCUCCCACAUUUUUGUCGGUCAUUUCAAUUUCCCCAGUAUAAACAAAAUUCAAAAGUUCUUCAAUUCUAUCGAGACUAGGAUUAAACUCCGGUAGUUUAACUUCCAACUCGUGUCUUUCCUGUUCUUGAGUCAAGUCACUCGUAAAUCGAGUUUUGAAGUAAGGGCUGCUCGCGGCGAGGACAACUGUGUGAGCUGCAAGACGGCGGUCCUCGACCAGAAGAACUAUGUCGCAAAAUGCUCUCGUUUUUCUAAACGAGUUCAUCGUAUGCAGUAUGGUUUGUCUUUGUUUAGAAAACCACGUGCUUACGCUUGGGCUUUUUUCAGGUUCCAUAGUUGUGUCGAGCGACAAUUUCUUAAAAAUAAAGGAUUAAAUUAGCUGCAAAAACCAUGGACGAAGAUCCUGCUAGUUGUAAACGUUGGAUCUCUAGAAAAGAGAUCAAAUCAGCCAAAAUAUAAAGAAAUAAAAGGGAGAGGCGGAAAUGACGUACAACAGAAAAACUGGAAUUAUUGUAAUCCAUAUCCUUAGUAUUUUUCCUUUCCAGUUUUUAUGUUGUACGUCAUUUCCGCCCUUCCCUUUUAUUGCGACAUUCUCCAUUUAUAUAAUAUUGUGAUUGCUACAUAAGUUCAGUAACAUCUGUAAACCUGAAGAAGGCUGGUAUGGCCAGCCGAAAUAUUGUUAUAAAAAACAAUAAUCAGCUUUGCAGUAGUCUUUGGUCUUCUUGUUCUUGGUACAAUUUCUUAACUUGUUUGUGACUCUCGUUUCUCUCUGUCUUGAUGCAAAAUUAUGACCUAUAUAUAAUUUGACCUUUUUCUUGAGAGGUUUGACUUUUCUCAUAUUACUGUUUGUUGUUUUGAUAGCUGGCUCACGUGGUCGAUCUUCACCUCUUCCUCGGUCGACCGCUGAAGGAGGCCCAAAAGGACUCGCAGGCUCAAGAUGAUGGUCUUAUAGGCACGGUUCCUCAGCAGUUUGUGGAUGACGAGCAGAACUUCCUGAAAGCAGCGCAUGAUAAGUCACAUGACCUUGUAAGUGACAGAGAUUGGCCAUUUCCGAGUUCCCCCGGGCCUCUGUUCCAAAGCGAGGCUAAGUACAAAACCAUUGAUGUGAAAAUGAGUUUUAAUUUUCAUGGGAAUAAAACUCAUUUUCACAAGAAAGGAUUUGCACUCAGCCUUGUUUUUAAAGAAAGAGUUUUUGGAACUCGGAAAUGACCUCUUGACUGUUUGCCGUGCCAAUUACCGCAGGCUAUCAAUCCACUCGAUUCUUUGUACGAUUUCGUAAACUUUUUCGGGGGAAAAAGGUUUGUCCCCAAAAGUUUAUAGAGAAUUUCAGGGAACGUAAAAUUUGCCGGCAUUGGCCGUGUACAAAAAGAGAAAUUCGUUGACGACUCAAAAGUGGAGCUGUCAAGCUAACAAUUCGCUUUGUAUUGUGUCCAGGUCUCUCUCCGCCAAGUAGCAGCCAAUGGCUACAAACAGUACAUGAAGUCCAGACCCUGUGCAUCUUCAGAAUCCGUCAAGCGAUCCAAACAGAUAGACACCACUACUCUGCCCAUUCAUCCGCUAUUCAGUAAGUGUUAAAAAGGAAGUCGCUGGAUGUUCAUUUAUUUCUGUUAAACGGGGUAUUUUCCGUUUUGGUUAGCUCAUAGGUCAGGAAGAAAAACUUCUCGCGCCUUCGUUGCUCAAAAAGGUGUGAGCGAAUCCAUUUGGCCUGUUUUUUGUUUGGGGAUGCCUUCCACAAAAAUGACGUCAUCAUCAUCAUCAUCAUCAUCAUCAUCAUUAUCAUCAUAACUCACGUAAUUAAAACCAAGAGAUUGCUUCGAUGUUUCCAUGGCUUUAAUUUUUAUAUUUGUUCUGAUGUUUUUAGAAUCUGAUAAUGUAAGUUCCAGCGAGGCGUCUGCCACAAGAGUUGACAUCAUGGAUGGAGUGAGAAACUUCCGGCCGAGGCAGGUAAGAAUAGUUUAAAGGGGCUUUUGGUUUUAGUCCAAAGGAUCUCUUGCAGAUCUCUUGCAGAUGAAGACAAACAAUUCUAGAAGUACGUAGAAGUCAUUGUUUGUGACUGGUUCUAUACACUUUUAAAGUAUUUAAGCCAUUUUUUUGUGUAUACGACACUCAACAGCGUUUUAAUGCAGAUUUAUGAAGAUCUCCAAAGACUGUCGAUAAUUCUACCAACACCGUGGGAUUUCAAGAGGCAUGUUGUUGUCCUGAUGGGCUAAAUCAAUAAGAUAAACAGUUGUGGAGUUAACUUGCUUGUUUGUUUGUUUUCGUUUUGUAGACGAUUUUCGAAAUAGGAUCAACAUCAAAAUCCACGGCGCAGUCAGUCAUGAUGUCAAAACGGUUUGUAAAUCAUCUAAGAAAUCAUUUUUGGUGUUGGGUUUUGAAUUUUCCGCGAUCUUGUUAUUUCUGCUAUUAAAACAAGUGACAUUUUCGAGCCAAUCAGUCAGACCAUUAGUGCAAAAGUUAAAAGUUAGUUUUGACUGUAGUUUUCCCAUUUUGUUUUCAUACGAAUUUCGAUGAAAUAGUAGUAAUAUAAUUGUGAUUAUUAUGGAUAGUUGAAGUAUAGUUGUCUUACUGUUAGAAGGUAACGCUAGUGCACGUCACGCUGCUUGGCAACACUCUUUUAAAUGUUGUUAGUUACGUUGCGUCAUUUGUUUUAUUCUUUUAAAGGAAACGUCACAGUGAAGUCAUUGAAAAAGCACAGAGGCUCAAAAAAGACGAUUCCUUGACUAUCCAGGGGAGGGGUGGUAGCAAUGAACGUGGAGGAAAUGGCAGUAAUGUGACCAGUGAUGAAAUGAUGGUGAGUUGUUACUACAAUCUCGACCGUCAUAAUUGUUGCAGUGCUAGCGGAUUUCAUCGAUCUUUCCACUACAGACCCGUGGAAGCGUAUUUGCCCUGCGGUUAACACCUGGAACACAGGUCUGUAGGACCGGGUUCAAGCCUUGUUUUUCCAUUUUAUUCGACAAGAGCCCUGCUUCACUACCUUUCUCUUCACUCAGGUAUAUAAGUGGGUAUCCUGGGACACACUGUUGAGAGGGUAGUCCUGUGAUAGACUCUCGUCUCAUUGAGGGAGGGGGAGGGGUAGCAAUACACUACCAAGUGCUUCAUGUAACAGAAACCGUGUGAAGCUCUGGCUAUGUGGGCCUUCUUGGCUUAUGCACUAGCACCUUUUAAGACCCUUGGAAACCAACAAUGGGGAGGGGGGAGGGGGAGUAAUAAGUGUGCGUACCUAAAGACGUAGGGGAUCUUAUGUUUUGCAAAUUGUUUUAACUAAUUAUAUCCGCGAUUAAAGCUUUAACUUUUCGCCGAAAAGUGAGGAGAGUUAAACUACCGGAAAAUGUUUGCUUUCCUUUUUCAGGGCGUGUUUGCCACUGUAAUUGAUCCCACAGAGAAAAAGAAACGAAGGAAGUCCAAAUCAGAGCCUGAAGGUGCGUUUAUCAUCACUGUUUGCAGCAGCGAACAUGGUUCAACUUAGAUCGUGUCCAGCCGAGGUUUUAACUAUCAGAAGGAUUAGCGAUAUAAUUUACCCUAGCUUAGACGUUUACUUGUCGGAUGUGACUUUGGCGAGGGCUUUAUUUCUUAGUUUUAAGAAAUGCUCUUUGUGAACUCGUAUGUUUUUUUUCUGUCGAUUGAACAGAUCGAUCGUCGAAUUCGUGAGACAGCCAUCUGGAUUUUACUCCCUAUUUCAAAGUCAAGAUGGAUGCCUCACGACUACUCGCAUUUAGUCAAACUUAGUGAUCUUUCUCUAAAGUCUCAUCGAAGAACGAUCUACGCUUUACGCUUUUCUUUCUGUGAUUUGCAUUACCAGGUCAUUCCAUGAAAAGCUUCAGAGACGAGAACUAUAUUCCCCACACUGCGUCCGAUUUUUAUGGCGAGAAAGGACUAGGGUAAGUAUGAUGAACUAGGAUUUGUUAUUAUUGUUGUUUGUUUACUUGCUUUUCCAAUUUACCUUGAUCUUUGCAACAAACCCUAACACAGGGAAAUCCGCCCAAAAUAAGAUCUUUCGAUUGAUUGAUUGAUACUUUUUAUUGUAAUUUUAAAGAUUUCGUCCAUAGAAAAACAUUAGGGGAAAGAAAUGUUCAGUUAAUAUUUGUCUUUAUGAUCACUAGAUCAAACCCUCGCGUACUGUAGUUAUGGUUUCUUGUAGGCUUGGUUUGAACUCGUUUGAGAAGGAUGUGUCUGGUGCUGUCAUGGACAUAGAAGCUGAUGAGGAAGAAGGAAUGCGGAAAGCGAAAACAAUCAAGAAAUGGUAGUGAAAAAACUUAUGACGAUGCGGUUAGACUGUUCACAGUCCCCUGUUUUUUCGUGAGAUCGUCGAGAUAUAGCGCGUCUUACCGUUAAUGGCGACCAACCUGAUUUUCAAGUGUAUCGAGGGGGCGGGCGUCGUGGUUUAUAGCUGUAGGGGGCGGUUUGAGAGGAAGCGAGAGUCAGCUAAUUUUUUUUUCUGUUGUUUUACGCCACUACCAUCUGAUGAAGUUAUUUAAGAUGACGUUUCAGAAAUCAUGAACUUUCCUAUUUACAAUAGUGAUCAAAAUAGUCAAAUACAGAUGAUCAAAAUAGUCAAAUACAGAGAAACAAAUUGCACCAUAUAACAGUACUACCUGAGUGGUCAUACCACAGGAUUUUUUCUACUACCCAAAAGAUAAGGCUAUGUACCUAGUAAUUAGCACCAUGUGAAAGUACUGCUGAAACUGAAAAAGUUUCAUUUGAAAGGUCACACCAUAGGAUUUCGUUUGUAGACUUAGAAGCUCAAAGACGAGAAGUAGGGAUUCUUUUGUUAUCCAGAUACCCACUCAAUGAUUCAAGCGAUCUAACGUGUUUUUUUUUGUUCGUUGUUUGUUUCGGUUUUCAGGGAUCGAAAGAGGAAAAACUUUGUUGGUGAAGAUGGCAACACGAAGAAAAUAAGAACAGAGAGUGGAGUGCGUAUUCCUGCUACCUACAAGAAGAACAUGUAUCCUCUUCAAACUUCACAUAUGCUUAUCAUUUUUUUUUUAAUAUAGAUUUUCUUCUUAUCAGUCUAGUUAUUUCUCCUUAAACCAUUCUGCCUCUUUCUCGGAGGGCCUGUCUUUGUCGUUGGUUGUCGUCGUUCAGUUUCUUCGAAAGUUUUUCGUACGUGUGUCUGCUUCAACCUUUAAGGGUUCGCUUUUUUCUCGAGUUGCAAUCCCGGUACCCAAGUUUGAAUACUGAUUUAACCUUAGAACAAAUUUUACGGACAAAAUUAUCGCUUGCUUCCGUAGUAACAAUAGUUAGACGUUGCCGGAUUGGAUAGCAAACAAAGGGCGAGUUAUUUAAACCGAGUUUAGCCCGUGUUUAACAGAACCACGUUCUAAGCCAUUUUUAGUUUGCCCAACGCUUUUAUCUAAACACCAUUAAUCGUGAACAAUUUUAAUAAAGCGUAUAGCGUAGACUGGAAAAGCACUUACGUCAGGCAACUGCUAAUGAAACGUAUCCCUCAAUCUGUCAUAGGUAGUUGGUUUCCUUCUUUGUCUGAACGCAUCUUAAGUCGGUGAGUUUAUGGUUAGGUGCUUGUUUUUCGUUUUUCCUUCACUAUCGCAACACAGCUAUCAGGAAUGGCUACGGAGAAACAGAAUGGAUGUUCCCGGAUCUGAUGACCGAGAGGAGAAUGGAACGAAACUAGGACACAACAAAGGAAAGAAAGGUGUCAAAAAUAUGACUUCUAACGGCAUUACUGUUAAAAAUGUGGAAAACUGGGCCUGGUUAACUUUCGUAAAGACUUCUGGGACUGUCACUGGGGACAAAGAAAAAAAAAUUGGCCAAUAGCUGACAGGCGCGUCCUCAGUAAGAAUCCCAGAAACAAUUGCGGGACACACUCAGCUCCAGUCCUCUUCUCGUUUCUCAACCUCGUUCCCAGGGUUCUCUCCUACCCGUCCUAGGGAGGGUGGGUAGGAGAGAACCCUGGGAACGAGGUUGUUCGUUUCUAAAGUGGCGAAUGAUAAAUAGUCGGCAUUUUUGACGAAAGAAGAAUCUUCGCAUCAAAUGUAGUCAUUACUUUUGCAUAUUAUGUCACGAAUGCACUCUCAUUUGGGCCUAAAAGUACACGGGGGUGGAGGAACUGGGAGUCCUCCUGUACCGUGCAUUCCCGGCUGCCGCCUCUUUUCCUUACCCUUCUCUCUUUAGCCCGUUUUCAAUUGCUAAAUAUUAAGCAUUGUUGCGUAAUUUCCCCCUAUAUUUCCCCUUCCCACCCGUCUCCAGUACCAGUCCCAACCCCUAUUCUCCUGGGCUCUCCUCCCCCCUGUCCUCCCCCUGUACACUUUCAGCGGGAAACGUGGAGAGUCCGUCUGCGAAUGCACGGGGUGGGGGGGGGGGGGGGGGGGGGGGGGGGGGGGUUAAAAAAUUUUCCCGGUGAAACAUUUUUUUUUUUUGCAGCCCCUGCUGCAAAUAACUUUUUUGGGGUUUCCGUUUUUUUUCAAACCCUUUUUUUUUCUUUUAUACCCUUUUUUUUCGUGCUUCAAGCUGUCGAAAACAAUUAUGUUGUGUUGUAUUGUGUUUUUGAUCCUGGACCCUCGGCUCCUGUCAGCCUCGUGGGGGACGCCUGGGGCGACGGGUGCGGUGGGGGGGGGGGUGGGGGGGGGGGGGCGGGGGCGGGGGGGGGGGGGGGGUGGGAGGAGGGUGUGUGGUUAAGAAAUUUUCCCGUGCAAACAUUUAUUUUGUAUGCAGCUCCUGCUGCAAAUAACUUUUUUGGUGUCUCCGUCUUUUUGCAAACACUUUUAUUUACUUGUAUACACUUUAUUUCAGUGCUUACAGCCUCUGCAAACAAUUUAUUUUACAAUUUUCCAACCGCCGCCCCCCUCCUCUCCGUCAAAAAAUAAUGGCCCGUCCCUUAAAAUUAAAACCAUGUAGAUAUUCUGUACGACCUGAUUUUUUGCUCUCUUCUUUUGCUUCAACAGGAAAAAGUUUUGUCAAAAAAGGUAAAAACCCACGCGGAAGCGAAUUGAAAUCCAAGGAACAGAUCUUAAAGGCACGGCACAGAAAGGAAAAAUUGAUGCAACGACAAAACAAGGGUCGACCAAGAGGAAAAGGCAACAAGGGUAAAUUUGGCAGAAAAAAGUGAAGAGACUGAUCACGUGAAAAUAAAACGUUGUCGAUAACACCCGAAGAUAAACCGAUCAUUACCGAGUGCUCGUCCGUUGUGCGCUUUCACGUCAUGUCACUUGGAAAAGCCCCGUACUAAACACUUCGGGCUUGAACGUUUUGCAAAAAGAGAGGAAGUUCUUUUCUUGAAGAAGGAAGUAAUGCCGGCAAAAGAAUGAUUAACCGCAGUUUUGUUUAAAGAGAAACAUUGUUAUUAAGUUUUGACAGAGAGCAAAUGUAUUUUGCUAAGC